Messenger RNA from Chinchilla lanigera (long-tailed chinchilla), 1953 nucleotides. It is a transcript of the gene Cygb, whose product is annotated as cytoglobin. The transcript has 5 exons. NCBI's taxonomy places the organism in Eukaryota, Metazoa, Chordata, Mammalia, Rodentia, Chinchillidae. Gene Ontology annotation, biological process: oxygen transport. Bases 171 to 737 code for a protein of 188 amino acids. Gene Ontology annotation, molecular function: heme binding; oxygen binding; iron ion binding. The record is from RefSeq and is a predicted model, not a curated record.
UGCGCGCGCACACACACACACACACACACACACACACACGCGGCGCUCACAGACACACGCUCCCUCCCUCCGGCGCGGUACCCCUCUCCCGCUGGCCGCGCACGCCGCCGGCGCCCCGCGCCCAGCGCCUGCCGCGGCCAAGCGAGGCCAGGCUGGGCUUGGAGCUGCUCAUGGAGAAAGUGCCAGGCGAGAUGGAGAUUGAGCGCAGGGAGCGGAGCGAGGAGCUGUCCGAGGCGGAGAGGAAGGCGGUGCAGGCUACGUGGGCCCGGGUGUAUGCCAACUGCGAGGACGUGGGGGUGGCCAUCCUGGUGAGGUUUUUUGUGAACUUUCCCUCGGCCAAGCAGUACUUCAGCCAGUUCAAACACAUGGAGGAGCCGCUGGAAAUGGAGCGAAGCCCCCAGCUGCGGAAGCACGCCUGCCGGGUCAUGGGGGCCCUCAACACCGUAGUGGAGAACCUGCACGACCCUGACAAGGUGUCCUCUGUGCUGGCUCUCGUGGGCAAAGCCCAUGCCCUCAAGCACAAGGUGGAGCCCGUGUACUUCAAGAUCCUCUCUGGGGUCAUUCUGGAGGUGAUCUCUGAGGAGUGUGCCAGUGACUUCCCGCCAGAGACGCAGAGAGCCUGGGCCAAGCUGCGUGGCCUCAUCUACAGCCACGUGACCGCUGCCUACAAGGAAGUGGGCUGGGUACAGCAGGUCCCCAACGCCACCACGCAGGCAAGGCAGACGUCCACAUUUUAGAGGAGAAGAUCUGGGGCUCUCCGGGGCCACCAGACUCACACAGCAGCCCACCCAGCACGCUGCCCUCUUCAGGGCCGUAGGACCCCUCCCAGCUCCCCCUCCCUGGCAGCACCUUGAGCAGAAGGCUGAGUUCUGAAGACCCUCCUUGACCCUUCAUUUCUGGGUGCCAAGGAAGCUGGAGGAACCCCGACUCGUCUUCCCCGAAGGAGACCUCCGCCACAGUCCCCUGAGCUGCCGGGAGACGGCACUGGCUGCCUGGAUGCUGACCCCAGCGCAGCAGGGCGGGCGGGGACCCUUCCACCUCGCAGAGCGGGGCCCACUCUUAGCUUUUCUACUCACUGUUAGAGAAGGACCUGGCUGAGCGGCUGGCGGGAAGCGGGGACAGGGCUGUGAGUCACUCGGAGGGAACCGGCCCGUGUCAUUGUGCCGUCCAGCAUGCGGGUCUACACCUCACCAUCUAGAGUAUCACGCACACGUGUCUACCAUAUACUCUACAGAUAUAUUCUAUAUACAAUAUAUAAAUAUAAAUAUAUAUAUACACACACACACAUAUCUAUCCUGUGUGUCUGAGGCCCAGGGCCCUCAGCCCCGCCUACCGAUGUGUGAGGCCUGGGCGUCCUGGUCACGCUUCGGGCGGAGCGUUCUGGAGCAGAGAGUCGCAGCAGCACGUGGGAUCAGGCCUGGAUGUGCAGGGUUGGGGUGACCCAGCUGCCCGGCUCCACACAUUCCUGCUUUCUACUUGCGGGAAUGAAGGACUCAGCUCCCCCACCGCCCCCACACAAGAUUUGACUCACUGACUUGUCCUAGAAUUGGCAAGGCAAGGGCAGACCAAGGGGCCCAGAAGCUUCCCGUGGGGUGACCACUGGAGCAGGGACCCCAGUAAAGAAACCUGUACUGCCAGCCCACCUCUGGCCCCAGGGACAGCCCCAGGGGUACAGGCUGCAAGGUGGAGAGCCACGGCCUUCCCGGCUCUCCCUGCCCUCCCCCUGGUUGCCCGUGGGUCCUGUCCCCCCAUCUGCCUCGCCGGGCACCCCUUUGUGUGCCCCUUGGUCACAUGCAUCAUCCCAAAGGGUGUUCUGCUGCUGUGACUGCCGGGCCUGCGCCCCUCCUGUCCACCCUCACGCUGUCCUCCUGUAACUGCGCGUCCUCCUUUUGUAGUUUCUGAUGUUUGUAACCAGACCCAUCUGUGUCAUUAAACAGACCCGUUCUUCCUGUA